Messenger RNA from Mustela lutreola (European mink), 3076 nucleotides. It is a transcript of the gene OTOP3, whose product is annotated as otopetrin 3. Gene Ontology annotation, biological process: proton transmembrane transport. Lineage: Eukaryota; Metazoa; Chordata; Mammalia; Carnivora; Mustelidae. The record is from RefSeq and is a predicted model, not a curated record. Gene Ontology annotation, cellular component: membrane. The transcript is spliced from 8 exons. Bases 879 to 2576 code for a protein of 565 amino acids. Gene Ontology annotation, molecular function: proton channel activity.
GCACCUCGAGCACUGGGGACUUGAGAGGACGAACGCACCUGGACCCGGCCUGCAGAAUGAGGUGGGCAGGUCUCAGAGGCUGCGGGAAGAGUGAGGAGGGCCAGAGGGGGCGACUUCCCUCCCCCACCCGCCUCCUGGCUCGUCAGAAUGAGGUUAUUUUCCGCCCCAAGUUCACGUUCGAUUUAGGGAGAGAGAGUGGAUUGCUGCGAGACCGCACCCCUCCCGAGUACUGGGUGGGGUAGAAAAAAAGACGACGCCAGACCUGGGGGAAGAGGGGCUCGGGCUGCUCCCUGCUUGGCCACCAAAGGAAAGUGCGGCCGGAACCCCUUUGCUGCGGUUUAAGGACGUUGCACCCCACCCCACCCGGGAGGCGGGCGGUCGCAGGUCCUCUGACCCUGACGCCGCGAGCCUGCCCCGCCUCCUGCCCCGCCCUCCCGUCUAGCCGCCUCGCUAUUGGCUGCACGGUCCGGGCUGGAGCCCCUGGCGGGGUAAUUAACGAAGGAUUAAUGAGAUCCCCUAAGUCAACAGAAAAAUCGAUGGGGCAAGGAGCCCGAGCAGCGGCUGCGCAGUCCCGCGAGGGGAGGGCGUCGGGGGUAUCGGUGCGGGCGCGGGGGCCUCACCAGGACUGAAGAUCCGCGCUGUGCUCGCAGUCGGUGGUCAGCCGGCCGCGAUGCCCGGCCAGGCCUCAGUGUCCCCUCUAGGCCUGCAGUCCAAGUAAAAACCGCCCCUAAAAUUCACCAGUAAUCCCGACCCUACCAGCGUCUCCAGGACCUCAGCAAAACUGGAAGGAAAUGUAUAAGAGGCUCUAAGUGCAUUUACAUGCAUUAAAACACUUAAUUUUGAGAAAACCCCUAUGAGCCACUUCUCAGGCUCCAUCCAUGGCCUCCCCAGAAGCACAGGAGACCGGACCAGCCCCGGCUGAGGGGAGCCAAGUGGACGCGGGGGCUGAGAAAACCGGAGCUCCCGCCUCGCCCCACCAGCAGUCCUGGCUGGUGCGGCAUUUCUCGCUGCUGCUGCGGAGGGACAGGCAGGCCCAGAAGGCGGGGCAGCUCUUCUCAGGGCUCCUGGCCCUCAAUGUGGUGUUCCUGGGUGGAGCCUUCAUCUGCAGUAUGAUCUUCAACAACGUGGCCAUCACGCUGGGUGAUGUGUGGAUCCUGCUGGCCGCGCUGAAGGCCCUGUCCCUCCUCUGGCUCCUCUACUUUGCCGCCCGGACAACCCGCCACCCGCGCGCCGUGCUCUACCAUGACCCUCACGCGGGACCCAUCUGGGUGCGGGGCUCCCUGGUGCUCUUUGGCAGCUGUAGCAUCUGCCUCAACAUCUUCCGGGUGGGCUACGACGUGAGCCACAUCCAUUGCAAGUCGCAGCUGGAGCUCAUCUUCCCUGUCAUCGAGAUGAUCUUCAUCGGCGUCCAGACCUGGGUGCUUUGGAAACACUGUAAGGACUGUGUUCAGGUCCAGACCAAUUUCACUAGGUGUGGCCUAAUGCUGACCCUGGCCACAGACCUGCUGCUGUGGGUUCUGGCUGUCACCAACGACUCUAUGCACCGUGAGAUCGAGGCUGAGCUCAACGCCCUCAUGGAAAACUUCUUUGGCAACGACACCAGCACCUGCCUCUGUCUCAAUGCCACCGUGUGUGAGGUCUUCCAGAAGGGCUACCUGAUGCUCUACCCCUUCAGCACCGAGUACUGCCUCAUCUGCUGCGCUGUGCUCUUUGUCAUGUGGAAGAACGUCGGCCGCCGCCUGGCGCCCCACACAGGCGCUCACCCCGGCACCCCUCCCUUCCGCCUGCGCGGGGUCAUCUUUGGGCCGCUGCUGGGCCUGCUGGCCCUGGUGGCGGGCGUGUGCGUCUUCGUGCUCUUCCAGAUCGAAGCCAGUGGCCCCGCCAUUGCGCGCCAGUACUUCACCCUCUACUAUGCCUUCUACAUAGCCGUGCUGCCCGCCAUGAGCCUGGCAUGCCUGGCGGGCACGGCCAUCCACGGGCUGGAGGAGCGCGAACUGGACACGCUCAAGAACCCCACCCGCAGCCUGGACGUGGUGCUGCUCAUGGGCGCGGCGCUGGGCCAGAUGGGCAUCGCCUACUUUUCCAUCGUGGCCAUCGUGGCCACUCGCCCCCAUGAGCUGCUCAACCGCCUCAUCCUGGCCUACUCGCUGCUGCUUAUUCUGCAGCACAUCGCGCAGAACCUCUUCAUCAUCGAGGGCCUGCACCGGCGCCCGCUCUGGGAGACGGCAUCCGAGGACCCGGCAGGGAAGCGAGAGGCUGAGCCUCCCCGCCGGGGGUCCCUGCUAGAGCUGGGCCAGGACCUGCGGCGGGCCUCGCUGGCCUACAUCCACUCCUACAGCCACCUCAACUGGAAGCGGCGGGCGCUCAAGGAGAUCUCGCUCUUCCUCAUCCUCUGCAACAUCACACUGUGGAUGAUGCCCGCGUUUGGCAUACACCCGGAGUUCGAGAACGGGCUCGAACAAGAAUUCUAUGGCUAUCGGACCUGGUUCACCAUCGUCAAUUUUGGCCUGCCUCUGGGGGUCUUCUACCGAAUGCACUCUGUCGGGGGGCUGGUGGAGGUCUACUUGGAGGCCUGAGGCUGCCCACCGACCAACCCCUGGCAGAACUCCAAAGUGCCAAUGUUGGAGAGAAGGUAGCCCAGAGCCUCUGAGAAGGGAUACCCAGACCAGACUGGAUUCCCCAAAGCCUCCCCCUCCCCAGAUCCUCCGUGAGAUGGAGGGCACUGUCUGCAGCCCGAGACCAAGGGCAGGACCUGGACCCUGAGCUUCUGAUGUCCAUGCCUGGGACAUGCCUGCCCCUGCUCACUACCACAGUCAGUACAGGCCAGGGUGCUCCGUGGGCAGCCUGAGUCAAGGAGGGGUGUGGCCCCAGCCGGGCUCUGGGGUCGGCCUCCUUCUGUGGGACAGGCACUAGGUCCGAGCUCAGCCCAGGACAUCCCAGAAGUUGGCAGCCCCGAAGGCGCCCCUGGCCCUCCUUCCCCAUGUACUCUGUCUCCUAAUGAGCUCAUUAAUUAGCUACCAGGCAGGGUUCAACAGCUCUCUCCUGCUGCCAUAAACCCUGUUUGUUUGAUCGAUUA